Effrenium voratum is the source of this 663-nucleotide messenger RNA. The record is from the annotation of a GenBank genome assembly. NCBI's taxonomy places the organism in Eukaryota, Dinophyceae, Suessiales, Symbiodiniaceae.
AUGGCGUUGCUCCGCUCCGCCGCGCGCUUCAAGCACUGCUGGUCUCCAGGUGACAAGCAGUACGUCGGCUGCUGGGAGGUGGUGCCCCGAGUCUAUGGCAAAGCUUUGGGCCCUGUCUCCUAUGCUGACCGCCAGCCGGUGCCAAAGGACUGGGUCCUGCGUGGCAGUGGCAUUCAUGGCCCAGAGAACGGCGAGGUGAUGAAGCUGGUGCUGUGGAACCGCCUGAAGCAGAAGAGGCCGCAGCGCCAGGGCGUGGACGUGGCGGAGCUGAAGGAGUUCUUCCGCCUGGAGGUGGCUGUGAUUUGGUGGAUGUUUGGCCUCGUCUUCUUCGUGGCGCCCCUGAACUGGUGGGGCAAGAAGUACCGCCACUUGGACCACGUUCCGGGCCAAUCCGCAGGGAACCCGCAGCAAGAGCGGAGGUUUGUGAAAAGCAUGAUUCCUGGAACAGACCGGCUCGAACCGCUCACUCGUGAAGGUGAUUUACUUACGGGGUUCCGAACCUUUCGUUGUGGGCAAUGGAAAUUUGGCCGGAGGCUCGAUGGGGCCAAGUGCUGGAGCUGGCCGUUUUGGUCGGAAUAUCCAGCUAGUCUUGGCGCCGACUUUGCAGAAUUGCAGAGGUUUGCCUCACAGGCCAAAGUGCAAAGCAUAAUUUAUGUAUCAUGA